CCCUGGACAGCCAGCACUGCGGGGCCGGUUAGAGAGGGGACAUGUGCACAUUCGCAUGGCAUGGCAUGGCAUGGCAUGGCAUCGCAUCGCAUCGCAUCGGCGCUGGUGGUGUGUGUGUGGCCCUCGCCCAGUCCGUGGGGGUGGCCAAAAGCCGAUCCCGCCUUCCGCCUCGCCGAUGGUCCCAUUUCGGCUUUGAUCAGAUCAGUCGAUCGAGGCGCAUCCAACGCAUAUCCAGCGCAUCCAACGCAUAUCCAACGCAUCUGAUCUAUACAAGACACAAUCCCGACCCGUUUUUUUCUGCUAUUCGAGAUGGAUCUAGGAUCGCAUUGCUCGCAUCCGGCGUGCGCCCGCCUGGACUUUCUGCCAUUUGCAUGCUCGGCUUGCCAUGCGAUAUACUGUCUUGACCACCGACAUCCUCAGACCCACGGCUGCGAAAAGUGGGAGGCGACAGAUAGGGCACUGCCAGUGUGCCCGCUUUGCAAAAACAUCCUCAAAGUCGAUGAAGACCAAGACCCAGCAACCUAUGUCGAGCUUCAUCAAAAGUCUGGAUGCAUCGAUCACGUUCUUCCGGCCCGACCGUCCGCCAAGAUUCCCUGCAGCUUUGCAGGAUGCACUGUCGCCGAGCUGUGGGCGUCCAAGUGCCGCCGAUGCGGAUCGCCGUUUUGUCUCAACCAUCGACAUCCACCAGACCACUCCUGCCCUAAUAUCGAGCUCGAUGCCAAGGCUGCACAGGACAAAAAGACAGCUAUUCAACAACUCAUAUCCGACAAGAUCCAGCCUGGAGCCCCGACGGCCAAGCUCUCCCCGCCGGUCAAGAAAGCAAAACGGUCGUCACCCGCGGUGGAGCUCAUGCGACUCAAGAUGCACGCAAAGGGCGACUCCAGCGUUCCCGCCGACAAUAGAGUGUACUUCCGGGCUUUCUUUCCCCUCGAGAGGCCUCAGCCCAGCCUUCCGUUGUACUUUCACCGAGACUGGAACAUCGGAAAAGUGCUCGACAAGAUCGCGGACGCCGGAAGGGUGUCCAACUUCAAUAACUCGCAGCCCGACAAGAAACUAUCGCUGUUCAACGUCGAGGGGCAGGCACUUCCAACGUCAUCGAGCUUAAAGGCGCUGAUUGCCAGCAAGUCCAUACAGAAUGGCUCGAUCCUGAUCCUCGAGAGAACCAUCGAGGCCAUGAUAAGUCCCGAUGCAUACCAGGACUGAAGCAUCCCAGGCUCAGCAGACAGUGCGAUUCAGAGCUUCUGCUUCGGUGUGCUGCACUCAGCUGUACUAUCUAAUCGACCAUGCUUCGUAUGACACGCCCCUAUUUCGUCCAGAGAAGACUCCCUCUCAGUCUCCUCUCUCAGCGACCCUGGACGCCCAUCGUUGUAAUGGAUAAUUGUGUGUCACAGUCCCCACAAUAGUAACGAGAACCCAUCAGUCCUAAG
This is a messenger RNA of Polychytrium aggregatum, 1427 nucleotides long. RefSeq lists its product as uncharacterized. The record is from RefSeq and is a predicted model, not a curated record. Bases 310 to 1203 code for a protein of 297 amino acids. Gene Ontology annotation, molecular function: zinc ion binding. Gene Ontology annotation, cellular component: cytoplasm. The transcript has 10 exons. NCBI's taxonomy places the organism in Eukaryota, Fungi, Chytridiomycota, Chytridiomycetes, Polychytriales.